This is a messenger RNA of Paramisgurnus dabryanus, 4123 nucleotides long. RefSeq names its product allantoicase (gene allc). NCBI's taxonomy places the organism in Eukaryota, Metazoa, Chordata, Actinopteri, Cypriniformes, Cobitidae. The record is from RefSeq and is a predicted model, not a curated record. Gene Ontology annotation, molecular function: allantoicase activity. Gene Ontology annotation, biological process: allantoin catabolic process.
CUGGCUCGUCGUAUGACAGGUGCUAGCCUUGCUAACCGAAAUCCAGUGGUAUUAAUUUGCUUGUUUGUAGAAUAGAUAUGAUAGAUUUAAGUUUUUUUUAACUCGUGCUAUUAUGCUGUGUUUUAAAGCCACACAGUACUGUCACUGUUUCAAGCGCGAUCGUUGUUUAUGAUCAAGUUAGUGGACUUCGCACUGUUGCACACUGUUUGUUCUUUGGAUGAGUAGUUAAAGAUUACAGUUAGUCAACCUGUUCUGUUCUCAAUAGAAGUUAGAACUUGUUCCACGACGAAUCUAGCACAAAUUCAUGCAAAGUUAAGUUAAAGUUGUGAUCAACAUAAAAAUGGCAACUCGUUCAGUGCUGAAAGAAGCCAGCAGUCAGCCGCACUUCAUACAGUUCAACAACCUCGCAUGUGAAACAGCUGGAGGAAAGGUAAUUUUUGCCACAGAUGAGUGGUUUGCCCCUGCUAGAAAUCUUUUGAAGAGGGAACCUCCUGAAUUCAUUGCUACAGCGUUUACUGAAUUUGGCAAAUUGAUGGAUGGCUGGGAAACCAGGAGGAAAAGAAUAGCAGGUCACGACUGGUGCGUGGUGCAGUUAGGAGUUCCUGGAAUUAUUCAUGGCUUUGAUGUUGACACGUCCUUCUUCACUGGAAACUUCGCGCCGUACGUCUCCGUUCAAGCCGCAUGUCUCGAUCAGACACCGUGUUUCAUUCCGGAAGGAGAUCGUACAGGAACGGCUGCUUCCCAAAGCCAGUUUGAAGCUGUUGCACAGCUUAAGUCGGACAGCUGGGAGGAGCUUGUACCAAUGACAGCACUGAAGCCGGGGUACUCUGAUUCAUGCCACAACUACUUCAGCGUCACUUUCGCACACAGAGUCACCCAUAUCCGUCUUAACAUAUAUCCAGAUGGUGGUGUAGCAAGGCUGAAAGUUUAUGGCAUUGGAAACAAGGACUGGUCUACUGUACCUAGUAAAGACCAUGUAGAUCUGGUUGCCCUGGUCAAUGGAGGAGUAUGUGUAGGCUACAGUGAUGCCCACUACGGUCACCCGCGCAAUAUGAUUGGUCUGGGGAGGGCUGACAACAUGGGUGAUGGGUGGGAGACAGCCAGACGCCUGGAUCGGCCCAAAAUUUUACAAGUGGAUGAGAAAGGCAUAUUACAAGUGCCAGGUUCUGAGUGGGCUAUUUUCAGACUAGGACAUCCUGGAGUAAUAAGCAAAAUUGAACUAGACACCAACCAUUUUAAAGGAAACUUCCCAGAUUCUUGCAGAAUUGAAGCUUGCAGUUUGACUCCAGAUGAGGAGAAGAAAUGUAUUCAUAGCCAGUGGCAAAGUUGCCCCAAGUGGCAAAUUCUUCUUCCUCCUCAGAAAAUGAAGCCACACCACAGGCAUUAUUUUUCUGAAGAGUCUGUGGUACGAUGUGGGCCCGUGACUCAUGUUCGUCUGGUCAUAGCUCCUGAUGGAGGGGUCAGCCGUCUCCGACUCUGGGGUCAACCGUUGUCUAACACCUUGAUCUGCCCUCGACAAACAUCCAAACUGUAACGGCAACAUGCGUUCCUAAAAAUUAAGGUGCUUAAAAGGUUCUUCACAGGGUUGCCAUAGAAGAAACAGUUUUGGUCCUCGAAGAACUAUUCGGUCAGUUUCUUUAAAGCUACAUUUCUCUCUUACCUUUUUAUAAUCUGAAGAACCUUUUUUAUCACAAAGAACCUUUUGUUAAACAGAAAUGUUCAGAUGUUAAAGGUUCUUUAUAGACAGUUUCAGCAGCGAAACAUAAACAAACAGCUUUCGUGCCACAAACUUAACUUCCGGUAGACCUCCUCAUAGAAUCCGUCCUUCUAGAGUAGAUUUUUAAUAACAAGCAAAAUAAAUAAUCAUUUAAGGGGUCAUAUUGUAAGAUUUUUUUAAGAUGUAAAAUAAAUGUUUGGUGUCCCCAGAGUGCGUAUGUGAAGUUUGAGCUCAAAAUACCCCAUAGAUAAUUAAUUAUAGCAUGUUAAAAUUGUCACAUUGUAGGCCUGAGCAAAAAUGUGCUGUUUUUGGGUGUGUCCUUUUAAAUGCAAAUGAGCUGAUGAAAUGCAAACACUGAUCACAAUGAUGGUGGUUUGUUGAAAUUGAAACUAAAUUGUGCUGCCAAUUAUCUUUUCUCUCCCCCUUUUCUCACUGAACUAAAUUGCAGUGAUGUGUUUGGAUAGUGCAGAUUAAGGCGAUGGUAUUUUUGUAAUUGGCCUUGCUACCUACCUCACAAAACAGGUGAAAUCUGAACGACCUAAUUUUUUAGUUACUGGGUUGUUCUUUUUCACAAUUUCUGGGUUGAUAGAAGGACUGAGGACCAAAUUAUAGCACUUAAACAUGGAAAAAGACAGAUUUUCAUGCUAUGACCCCUUUAAAUUACCUGACUUAAAUAGCUAAAGCGUAUCAACUAGGGCUGUGAAUCUUUGGGUAGACUGCGAAUCGAUUCGAUUCACGAUUCAAAGGUUUCCGAUUCGAUUCAAAAACGAUUUUUGCUAACCAGAACGAUUCAAUUCGAUUCGAUUAGCAAUAAAAUUUGAUUUGAUUCGAAUAUUAACGAUUCUGUUCUAUAAAUUAGUAUACAUCUGCAUCUGAGCAAAUAAAAGAAAUAUUUGGGAAAUUCAUGACCAUUUAAUAGAUUUUCAUUAACUAGAUUCAGGACUUUAGUUUAAUAGCUUAACUUCUUAGGACUCAAAAUACAUUAAAGCAAGUAAACCAAGAAAAAUAAUACUCUACAUAUUCAAUGCACCAUAAACGUUUAUUGUAAACAUUGCAUACAUUUCCUGAACAUUUAGGAAAUACAGCAAAGUGUGUAAAUACAGCAAAGUGUGUAAAGGAGUAGCACUUCUCACGUCUGACCCUAAAAUACUAGCUGCUUUAAGUGCAGGUAUGUCUAUCUUAAUGGCAUGGCAUCUGCGGAGAUGGUUGCUAAUAAGGUUCGUUGUAUUUCCAAUGUAUUUUAACUCAGAUUUACAAUGUCUGCAAACUGCAACGGACUUCGGACAGUCUUUCAAUUUACUUCGUGAAAACUGAAGUAAUCCCAAACCUUUGAUCUCAUGUUGGCUGGUGCGUUGUUCUCCUUCGUGUCCCUCCAUUUGUGCACUGUCUGCUGUGUUUAUUCAAAUGACAGCAAACAGGCGCGCCGCAAAUUGAAGAGUAGUGACGUAAUCCACUGCUCAUUUUACGUCGCAGAUGUAACUAAUUUAAAAUUUAUUUAUAUAUUUUUUAUUAUCCAUCAUAUUCGUUAUAUAAUCACGAUUCAUUCGAUUGUUAAAUAUAAAAUCGAAACAAACGAUUCACGAUUCAAAAAUCCAGGUUUCAAGAUCGAUGCAUAUGCAUCGGCAGGAUUUGUAAUCGAUGCAUCGAGAAAACGAAUGAAUCGUUACACCCCUAGUAUCAACCAUUACACUGAGCUAACGUUACAAUGUGAGGUACAGAUCCUUAAAUUCUUGUCUGGCUGCCAUAUCUGCACAGCGCUGCUGAUCCACUGUCUCCCCUCAUCUUUUAAAAACUGAAACAUUUUUAUUUUCCAUAGGGUAUUUGUUCCAGAGGUCAGUUUAGUCGAUUAGUCAGGCCAUUAAACAAACAGAGACCAGAAGUUAACUUUGGGCCAGAUGCAUAACCACGGCAACGCACAUCCGAUGAAACCAUCUAUAGAACCAUUCAGACAAAAAAAGUUUCUUUUAUGGCACCUUUGAAGCAACUUAGUAUUGGUAAACCAUUAUCUGCAAGCAUGUGAAAAAAUAUGUAAUUGAAAUGUGGCUCCGCUUGUGAUGUCAAAAGGGAAUAUUACCGCCCCUUAAUCCAACCAUGUGCAUCAGCUCAUUUACAUUUAAAAUGACACACACAAAAAUGGCACAGAUUUAUUUUAUAUCUUUAAGUUUUGUGAAAUGUCUCCUUUAAGUAUGCUAAACUAAAGACAAGUUUCACCCUAUAAAGUGGCCUUAUUAAUGCUGAUACUAAUUACAGGCAUAUCAUAACAUCCUAUAAAAUGUACACCAUCUUAAACCAUAGGCCUACUGUGUAACUGUGGUACUAUGCUGUAGAAUUGUAUUACUGUCAAGGCUGUUGGUUUAUAAAACAUCAAAAAGAAAAACUUAAGUAAUAAAGUGAGAGUUUAGUACA